This is a messenger RNA of Adineta ricciae, 450 nucleotides long. The record is from the annotation of a GenBank genome assembly. Lineage: Eukaryota; Metazoa; Rotifera; Eurotatoria; Adinetida; Adinetidae.
AUGCUUCGACACCAUGGCAGCAGUUUAGCCUAUUCACCGAAUUUUCAACGAUUGUAUACGGUUCGGUUUGUACCGUUAUUUCUUCAUGUCGUAUUGUUAAUUCUUAUUCUUGUUUUUCGCAACGAUUUAAUACCGACUUGUGGAGAUAGCAGUUCCAACUCGUCAAGAGACAAAUGUGUUUGGUCGGAUGCAUGGACUGGCACGUCACUUGGCUUGGUUGCUAUUGAAAUGAUUUUAUCGUUGUCUGGCUUAUCAAUUUUUCGAUCCUAUGCCGUGUUUUUCUCGAUUGUAUUCCAUUCUGCAGCAUCGGUUCUCUUAAGCGCAUAUUUUAUGUCGGAUAUGAGUAUCAAUACGGGUUUGCCCUAUUUAUUAUUCUUUUGUACUUUUUUGCCACUGAUCGUUGAAAUCAUCAGUUGGAUUGAAUUGUUUGCGUUCAACAAGAAAGUGUAA